GCGCCAACCUCCAUCAGCAAAUAGCUGGAUACCUCGAAGACCGAGGUUCAACAACUGCAACUGCCUAACAAGGAUGGCAACAGCACAACGCAUUACAAGAUGUCGACGUUCCAAAUUGAGAAGUUCGAUGACUACACGCAUCAAGACCCGGUCAUCUGGUGGGAAGGCUUUACGACGCAACUUCGGAUUCUGUUCGUCGCCAAACACGAGUACAUCAACGCCCUGUUUCUGAACUCAAAGGGUGGAUGCCAGACCUGGUUGAGCCACCUAGCAUCCACCCACGACGUCGAUGUCGCAUAUCUGAAAGACAAGAUAUCGUGGGAAAAGUUGACACGGCUAUGGAAGAAGCGGUUCAUCGUGGACGGCGCACCUGCACUCGCCAUCAACCGUCUCUUCGGCAUGACGCAAGGCAACACAGCAACACGUGAUUGGCUCACGGAAUGGGAGAAGAUCGCGGCAACGUCCGGUCUCGACUUGCCAUUUCCGCAUUUGCGCCGCGAGUUCUACAACAGGUCAUGUGUUGCAUUGAGCCUCGCACUUGGUGAUCGCGAGCAAUAUGCAACCUUCGUUGAAAUCAUUGACAAGGCGAGGGAGAUCAUCAAGACCAACAGGGUAGCUGCAUACGAGAAGUCAGCGUGGCAUCCAACCUAUGUGGAGAAGGUGAGAACUGGUCCGCGACCGCAGCAGUUCGCUGCAGUCCAAACGGACAACAUUAUGGAAAACCCGACAGCCACCCAAGCGUCACGUGAGGGAGAUCAUGUGGCUGCUGUCCAGCUGCGAAGCAACAACAAGCCCCGAGGAAACGGGAAGGCGAAAACCGCAUCGCCGGCCGGAAACGGACAGCCAACACCAUGGGUCAAAUUUACCUUGACCGAGUCCGAAUAUAAGUACCGCGGCCGCUACGGCUGCUGCUAUUGGUGCAACAGCACCAAGCACAAGACCUCCCAAUGCCUUGAUCAAGGCAAGGAGGAUGUUCGGCCUCUUUCAUCACCAUCGACAACCGAUUCGGCAGUUUCGCCAUCAUCUACCGUCGGGGAUUCAACGUCAUGGUCAAGACUUGAAGAGCUCGACUCGUUGACAUUUGCGGACUUCCAAUGGAUGUCCCUUCCCCGGUCCGGUCGAUUGUCAAAACCGCAUUGCAACGUGCUUAUGGCACAAUUGCGGGAUUACUUGCGUACUGCAGUACCAACUCCGUUGAUGGACGCCGGAGUAGAGGUUGUCGACCUUCACGCCUACAUUGCGAAGAUCGACCGCGAGUUCAAGACGCAACGGUACGACGACAUCGACGCACCAUUGUUAUAUGUACGCAUUCAAAUUGGAGAGGCGACCUGCCGCGCUUUGAUCGAUUGCGAAGCAUCUCGCAACUACAUGAGCCAGGACUUUAUGGUACGCGUCGGCCUUGGCCCACGCGUCCGGAGGAAGUCCCAGCCGACGCAAGUCACGUUGGCGGACGGUCACACGCAUAAGUCAACAGACUGGUGCAUUGAUGACGCCCCAGUGUACUUUGCCCCGCACGCGAGUGAGGCGGUAUCCUUCGAUAUUUUGGACACCAAAUUUGACAUGAUCUUGGGCAUGUCAUGGCUGCGAAGCGAGGAUCACCCGGUGAACUUCUACCGCCGCAUCGUUUAUGUUCGUGAUCAGAACGGAGUACUAGUCCCAUGCAUGGUAGCUCCUCCUCACUCUUCAAUCAGCGUUCACGUGGUGUCCGCCGCAAGCAUACGAGCUUCCAUCACCAGAGACGACAUCGAGGAGAUGGGGGAGCUGGAGUACUUGGGAGAUUAUGUGACGCCUCAAGGCAUCCGUCCAUUUGCGGACAAGAUCGAGGCCCUCCGCCUAUGGCCCGAGCCCACCAACACCACGGACGUUCGUUCAUUCAUGGGGUUGGCGGGCUACUAUCAGCGAUUCAUCACCGGAUACUCAAGGAUUGCUGCACCUAUGACGAGAUUACAAUCGCCAAAGGUGCCAUUCGUAUUCGAUGACGACGCACGCCGGUCAUUCCAAGCACUUAAGACGGCCAUGCUCAUGGCACCCGUCCUUAGCAUCUAUGACCCCACCCUGCCGACGAGAGUGACUACAGACGCUUUCGGCUAUGGCAUUGGGGCAGUUCUGGAACAGCACGACGGCGACGACUGGCACCCUGUGGAGUAUUUCAGCCACAAAGUGCCUCCCAUCAACUCGCUUGAUGAUGCAAGGAAGAAGGAGUUGCUCGCGUUCGUGAUGGCUCUCAAGCAAUGGCGGCACUUCCUCCUUGGGCGUCGUAGGUUCACAUGGGUUACGGACAACAACCCACUGACUUACUACAAGACGCAGGAUACGGUGAGCAGCACGAUUAGACGAUGGAUGUACUUCAUCGACCAAUUUGACUUCACACCGAAACAUUUUCCCGGCCUCUCCAAUCGUGCAGCAGAUGCACUCUCGCGAAGACGUGAUCUUUGCGCUAUGACACAUCAUGCCUUCGCAUUCGACGAGGAGCUCCAGCGACAUUUCAUCAGGGGCUAUGAGUCCGAUCCUGACUUCGCCAUGCUAUAUGCGCAGUUAUCUUCGGAUCACCUGCCGGCCAGCCACUAUCGCAUCGUCGAUGGGUACUUGCUCCUGCACUCGCGGGGCAAGGACUUACUAUGUGUUCCACGCGACCACUGUCUUCGGACUCGCUUCCUCGGCGAGUAUCAUGAUUCGCGACUCGUCGGCCAUUUCGGAGUCAAUCACACUAUUGCACGGUUUCGACAGCGAUUCCGAUGGCCCGACCUCAUCACCGACGUCACGAGGUAUUGUGACUCGUGCGAAGUUUGCCAACGAACCAAACCCCGCAACCGCAACCCCUACGGCGAGCUGCGCCCGAUGCCGAUCCUGCAUGAACCCGGUCUCUCCAUUGCCAUGGAUGUCACCGGACCAUUCCUCCGCGACCGCCUCAGACACGACGGCAUCCUCACGGUCGUGGACCGAUUGAAAGACAUAGUUAGCGACCGCGACACUCGCUUCAUGUCGGCAUUUUGGACUGCUCUCAUGCAGGAGUCCGGCACGAAGAUGAAACCAAGUUCGGCUCGGCAUCCACAGACGAACGGGCAAACGGAACGGGCACAUCAAACCGCUCAAAUGAUGCUUCGUACGCUGAUCCAUCCAGACCAGAAAGGUUGGGUUGACCGCCUCCCCGACAUCGAGCUCGCCUACAACACUUCGGUGCACCCGGCGAUCGGCGUGACUCCAUUCGAGUUGCACCACAGUGGACGGAAAGGCCGUAUCUUCGCCGACCUUCUCCUCCCACGACCAGCCGACAUCGACGCCGCUUGCUCUCCCGCUUCCGUCCGGAAGUACAGGGAAUUGCCGGCUCAAGCCCGCUCGAACAUGCAAAAGGCUCAAGUCCGCAUGCAGCAGCAAGCCAACAGGCGUCACGUGCCAUGUCCCAUCCACGCCGGUGAUCUGGUUUGGGUCUCCGCGAAAGAGUUUGCACUGGAACAGGAUGUUUCACGCAAACUGCUUCCGAAGUGGUUUGGACGAUGGCCCAUAACAUCAGCCGCGGGCGAUGAGCCCAAUGGCCCUUCAUUUGUGAUCAACAUCCCGGCGCAUCUUACGGUCCAUCCAGUCUAUCACGCCUCGAAGCUGGUAACAUAUACACCAGCUAAGGGCGACGACUUCCCAGGCUGGCGAUCGCGGGACCCUCCAUCUAUGGAUGGUUCAUCAGGAGGUUGACCGCGUCAUCAUGGAUCGCAAGUACGACAACAAGCCUCGCCAGUACAAAGUUACAUUUAGAGCAUGCGAUCCCGACGACACUCGGUGGAUUUCAGAAACAAAUUUGAAAGCAUCUG
Chara braunii is the source of this 3803-nucleotide messenger RNA. Lineage: Eukaryota; Viridiplantae; Streptophyta; Charophyceae; Charales; Characeae. The record is from the annotation of a GenBank genome assembly.